Knipowitschia caucasica is the source of this 234-nucleotide messenger RNA. The record is from the annotation of a GenBank genome assembly. Lineage: Eukaryota; Metazoa; Chordata; Actinopteri; Gobiiformes; Gobiidae.
AUGAAGCCGGUUUUGUGUUGGGUGUUGGUGAGAGGGAGUAACAAGUGGAGUCGUCUCUCCGUGGUGCUGGCGGUGGAUGUUUCCUGUCUUCACUUACGGGCCGCUGGGGUUGAAUUCCCAUCAGUGGAGAUGUGUUUUCCAUUUCUACAGCCUGUGAUGACCACUUCCUGCGUGGUCAAUCUCCGCCUGUGUGAUACGCGGCAGAUUCCGUCGUGCCCACGUGGUGGCAGAUGA